Messenger RNA from Drosophila santomea, 1284 nucleotides. It is a transcript of the gene Cyp313a5, whose product is annotated as probable cytochrome P450 313a5. NCBI's taxonomy places the organism in Eukaryota, Metazoa, Arthropoda, Insecta, Diptera, Drosophilidae. Gene Ontology annotation, molecular function: monooxygenase activity; iron ion binding; oxidoreductase activity, acting on paired donors, with incorporation or reduction of molecular oxygen. The record is from RefSeq and is a predicted model, not a curated record.
AUGCUUACACUGCUAUUUUUAGAGGCACUUGCAAUAAUUUUAUGGAUGUAUUUCCUAUGGAGACGAAGAAGAUUUUACAUUAUGAUGCUACAGUUGCCUGGACCAAUGGGACUUCCCUUUGUCGGACUUGCAUUCGACUACAUUCGCCUUAAACGAAAGAUUCGCCUGCGUACCAUUUUAUUUAAAAUGUAUGGAAAGACGGUAUUGACUUGGAUUGGCAUAACACCAGUCCUGGUCACCUGUGAACCGAAGAUCCUUGAGGACAUUUUUAUGUCUCCCCAUUGCAACAACAGGAGUUCUGUUGUGGACAAGGCCAUUUCAUCAUGCUUAGGACUGGGGCUUUUAACUCUGAAGGAUAAUCAUUGGAAUGAACGGCGAAAACUUUUGUCACCAUCGUUUAAGAAUAAUGCUGUUCUACGUUUUGUGCCAGUUUUGAACAUUGAAUCGAAUUACUUGGUGACCUUACUGGGUGAAUUUGUAGAUCGGGGAGAGUUGAACUUACUUCCAGAACUUAAUAAAUGGUCAUUCAAAAUAGCUGCUCAAAUCACUAUGGGCGAUGAAGUGAGAAAUCAAGCCAACUACAAGAACGGAAAUCUGUUGGAAAGCUUCAAGGCACUCAACAACCUAAUACCCAUUGGAGUUGUGAUGCCUUGGCUCAGGAACAAGUAUCUUGGAAAGCUAUUUAGCUAUGAAAAACGACGUGAGGAGGCCACAACGCAAUCAAAUGCCUUUAUUAGAGACAUAAUUGACAAAAAGUUGAAUGGCAGCACGGAAACUAGCUCAGAACCAGCACUAAUUGAUCGCAUUCUCGACCUUGUCAGAAUCGGGGCGAAUCUUGAGAAAUUAGUGCAAUUGGAUCAAGUUCUGCAUGAGACAAUGCGUUUGAUACCGGCCGUUCCGCUCUUGAUAAGACAAACUUCCCAGGACAUUCAACUAUCAAACGGAUAUAAAAUUCCAGAAGGCGUAACCCUAAUGAUAGACAUAUUUCACACCCAUCGCAAUAAGGAUAUCUGGGGACCUCAGGCUAAUGCAUUUAAUCCCGAUAACUUUCUGCCUGAAAAUAAGCGAGCAAGGCAACCUUAUGCAUAUUUACCUUUUUCAAAGGGGAAGAAAACAUGCCUAGGCUGGAAGCUUUCGCUUAUAUCCGCAAAGCUAGCUCUAGCUAAAAUAUUACGAAAUUAUGUGCUGAGUACAACCUUUUUGUAUAAGGACCUUCAGUUUAUAGACAAUACCACAAUGAAGCUGGCUGUGCAACCAUCACUAGCAGUAAAUCGUAGAGUAUAA